CUUUUCAUACCUUCAUUCCAAGUUGCUCUCGAAUCAUUUUUGUACUUUACAUUAACAGCCAUGGAAAUUUUCUGGAAUCCAUAUUUCUUUUAGCCGUUGUCUUUCUCUUUAUCAUCUUGAUCGAUAACUCUUCUUUGACCAACCCCUAUCAAAUUAGCUUUGAAACGACUCUAACUUCUUCUCUUUCUCGGAUUGUCCUUUACCUUCAAUAAUAUAGAUGCACUGCAAAUAGCUAUAUGCUUGAUAAAAGUAAAUUUCUUGCACUUAUAGGUUUAUUUUCUUUAUAGUCUCCAUCACCUCUUAUAGAAUGUGGACAUCUUGAUCCUCCUUUUCCUAACAGAAUCUUGCUUUGCAUAUAAAACUCUUUGCCUAGCUGCUUGGUUUCUUCAGAAUAUCCAGUAGAUCAGACUCUAAAGAAGGAACCUUUAAAAGGUGGUAAUUAUUACAAUCAAGGCUGUGCUUGUUAGUUCCAGCAGAUUCAUUGAUGCGCUUUGUCAAUUUCUCAACUCUGAGUUUUUGGAACAAGGAAUGCUUACUUCUGAGUUGUUUGAACGUUUGAAUACUUAAAAUUAGCCUCCACUAUGAGCAUCUUAUUUUGGGCUUCCCACUCAUAGUGUGUUAGGUAACCCAUAGGGUAAGCUUCUAUAUGAAGGAAGUGCUACUAUGGAGGGAGAUUCCCUGUUUAUUUUAAGCUUAGACGGAAGUGUUUUCCAGAUGUUGCGGUUUUAAGUGCAUUUUCCCUCAUCAUGUCGAAUGCUAUAAAUUUGGGUUUUUAAGAUUUUAUUGCUUAGAUGUUAUUUGGGGGUUUGUAUUCCAUGCGAGGAUGUAUUUAUGUUUUUUUUUAUAGUUAAAAAAAUUGUUAAACUUUAUGAAAAAAACAUUAAGAAACUGCAAAUUAUACUAUCCUUUUGAAAAUCAAGAUGUAAUAACAAUUGCUCUAAGAGAAGCUUCAUAAAUAUUCGAAAUAGAACAGAAACUCUUCUCAAAAUCUUCCUUAGAUUGAAAUUAUGGGAGUAUUCCUUGUCGCUUAUUCUAACUCAGUUUUCAAGCUCUUGGGAGAAUUUUCAGCAACCCAGAUAUGAAGGUUGAAAAGUCAUCUCCCUGCCUUCCUUGCCAAUUUUCCUGAUUUCAUCAUUUAUGUUUAGGAUAGCUUUCUCUCAGAGACUAGCAAAUGAGUCACACUCUAGAAAGGUCAAAGAAAGAUCUAUUGCUUUUCACAGGACUUUUUCAAAUUUAGAUAUGUUUAUAUCAACUCUGCAAUUCUUAUUUUCUUAUUUCGAAUGAAUUUAAAGUUAUUUUUUUUUACCUUAUUCAAAUUCCUGUUGUAAGCUUUCCAUAUCCUUGAGGUUUCAUAUUCAAGAACACAUAACUUCCAUUCGAGGACAUUGGAACCUUCUCUAGGAGAUUAUCAGAACGAUUCCAAAGACAUCUUGGUCAGUCGCUGUAUAGAGUAAUGGGAGUUAUUACAUGCCUAAUAAAACUAGCUCAAGUGUUUAGGCUUCAGUCUAGUAUAAUCCUUUAAAACUUGUUCGAUAGCUUUAUCUGAUCUUUACGAAACUUUUAGUGAUCUCACAGAGUCUUUUAAAUUCAUUGUCUCCUUUUUAUUCUUUAAAGCUCCUUUCAAUAAGAUGCUUCUGAUAUUCCUUUUCAUAGGAAUAGGCUUUACAUGAGCUAACUUCUUCUUACUGAGCUUAAUGAACAGUUUCUUAAACUGAGAAUAUCUAUAAAAUAAUGGCAAUAAGGUUUAAAAAUCAAAACAAAGAAGAAAAGUCUUGCAUAGUGUCAUUGCAGUCUAUUUAAUAUAGGGUCAUAAUCAAAUGCUGUUCAUAUUGGAUCCAAUCGGAACCUUUAUCGGCCAAGCACUCUAUUCAGAUCUCUCUUACAGUUGCUUUUUAUUUAACAUAUGGUCAGGCAGCCAUUUUCUGAAAAAAAUGUUUUGCAGCCUAU
Messenger RNA from Moneuplotes crassus, 1947 nucleotides. The record is from the annotation of a GenBank genome assembly. Lineage: Eukaryota; Ciliophora; Spirotrichea; Euplotida; Euplotidae.